CUGGGCAGUUCUUCCCAGUAUCAUAAAUCAUUGAUGUAAAGAAACAAAAUCAAAAAAACAUUUCUUUCCUUUACAGGAAACAUGAACCUUGAAGAGUAUUUUGCGAGAACUGGUUAUAACGGUUCCCUUGAAAAACAAGAUUUGGAAACCUUAACUGAUAUAUUCCAGCACCACAUCCGCGCUGUUCCAUUUGAAAACCUCAGCAUCCACUGCGGGGAGAAAAUUACUUUGGAGCUGGAGCACGUUUAUAACAAAAUUGUGAGGAAGAAGCGUGGCGGCUGGUGCAUGGAAAACAACCAGCUCUUGGGCUGGGUCCUGAAGAGCCUGGGAUAUGAUGCCAGUUUUCUGGGAGCAUAUGUAUUCAAUCCACACCAAAACACGUAUGCCAACAUCAUGACCCACCUGCUCGUAAAGGUAGUGAUUGAUGGCAAGGCCUAUAUUGUUGACGGAGGCUUUGGUGUGUCCUACCAGAUGUGGCAGCCGAUGGAGCUCAUGUCUGGGAAAGACCAGCCCCAGGCUCCUGGCGUCUUUCGCUUCACGGAAAAAAACGCCAUCUGGUACCUGGAAAAAGUGCGACGGAAACAAUAUAUCCCCGAUCAACAUUUCUCUAGUUCCGACCUUUUAGAGAAAAAAGAGUGUCGGAAGGUUUAUAUGUUCAGUCUUGAGCCACGGACGGUGGAAGAUUUCCGUUUCCAGUGCACGUACCUUCAGACGUCUCCCGACUCCCUGUUCACAAGGAAGUCCAUCUGCACCCUCCAGACCACUGAGGGCUUCCGAGCGCUAAUUGGGUGGACACUCACUGAGACCACGUACAAUUACAAGGAAAAUACGGAUCUGGUGGAAUUCGUAAUGCUUGAGGACGAAGAGGUGGAAAAGACACUGAAAGAGAAAUUCAAUGUAACUCUAGAUAAAAAGCUUGUGCCAAUUAAUGUCAAAGGAUAUUACACAAUUUAGAUUACUGGAAAAAACCU
Messenger RNA from Tinamus guttatus (white-throated tinamou), 971 nucleotides. The record is from RefSeq and is a predicted model, not a curated record. NCBI's taxonomy places the organism in Eukaryota, Metazoa, Chordata, Aves, Tinamiformes, Tinamidae.